AUGGACUUCACCAAGUUGACCGAGAUUGAGCUACCAGCGGCUUUUGAUGCCCAUGUACAUCUCCGCGAUGGCGAGAUGUCGCAGCUGGUCACACCCACGAUUCGCAAGGGUGGUGUGAAUCAGGUGUAUGUCAUGCCUAACCUCGUCCCACCCAUCACGUCCGUGCAGCAAUGUCUUGAGUACCGCGACCGUCUCCAGGCAAUUGAACCGAAUGUGGAUUAUCUCAUGUCCUUGUAUCUCCACGAAGACAUUACACCCGAGGUGAUUCGUGAAGCAAAGAAAGCGGGAAUCACAGGUGUAAAGUCCUACCCAGCAGGUGUUACAACGACACUACACAUGUAUGCAUCGAAUAACUCAUCAUUCCAGAACUCGUCCUCCGGUGUCCUCGACUACGAGACCUUCUACCCCGUCUUCGAGGAAAUGGAAAAACAAAACAUGGUCCUCAACCUCCACGGCGAAGUCCCAUCCACACCAGCCGGCACCCACGUCUCAUCCACCAAAGACACAAAGACAGGCGCCAUCACCAUCCUCAACGCUGAACCCGCCUUCCUACCUACUUUCAUCUCCCUGCACAAGCGCUUCCCUAAACUCCGCAUCAUCCUCGAGCACUGCAGCACGGCCGCCGCUCUAGAUGCAGUCCGUUCCUGUGGCCCCUCGGUGUCUGGUACUAUCACCGCGCACCACCUUAGUCUCAUCAUUGAUGAUUGGGCGGGCGACCCAUUCUGUUUCUGCAAGCCUGUUGCUAAGACGCCCGAGGAUCGCGAUGCGUUACUCCGCGCUGUUGUGCAGAGCAACGGGAAAUUCUACUUAGGGACGGAUUCGGCGCCGCAUCCACGGGGCAAGAAGAGGGGUGAGGAUAAGGUUGCUGCGGGUGUGUUCACCCAGCCGUAUGCGCUAGGAUACGUAUUGGAUGCGCUUCAGACGGGGAUUGAGAGGGGAGUCAUCAAGGAGAGUGAGGUGACCAAGGAGGUUCUUGAGGGCUUCUUUGGGGUGUGGGGAAGGAAGUUUUACCAGAUUAAGGAAAAGAGGGAUGAGAAGGUCGUUUUGAAGAAGAGUGGGGAGAAGGUUUUGGACGUGUUGAAGAAGGAGGGCGGCGGAGAUGUAGAGGUUGUGCCUUUCAGGAAGGGUGAAAUGACCUGGAGUGUGGAGUGGAAGUGA
Molecule: messenger RNA, 1158 nt
Organism: Alternaria arborescens
Lineage: Eukaryota; Fungi; Ascomycota; Dothideomycetes; Pleosporales; Pleosporaceae
Product: putative dihydroorotase
Exons: 3
Coding region: 1-1158 (385 amino acids)
Biological process (GO): 'de novo' pyrimidine nucleobase biosynthetic process; pyrimidine nucleotide biosynthetic process
Cellular component (GO): cytoplasm
Molecular function (GO): dihydroorotase activity
Source: RefSeq, a predicted model, not a curated record